AUGAUGUCAAUGAAACCCUAUGACAGAAGCAAUAGAUACUUCUAUGGUCAGAUCAACGUGUGUCGAAGUUUGAAGUGGGUUUCUCUUUUUUUUUGAGAUUUGACUGAUAUUUUCUACGUUUAGAACCGACCUUCCAACAGAGUCUCGUUGUAUUCUGCUAGCUCAAUACUCGAAGUUUGGUUUGUUCAAUUCUCAAUCCUCACGAGCAGAGACGUGUUCAGAAAUUGGGCCUCUUGUGAGGGAAAUCAAGAAGAUCGAGGAACUGCACAGCUGUCAGAUCGAGUGCAAAUUUCCGGCUCCAAACCGCAAGAAACUGAUUUUCUUCGAAAUAAAAGCAUACCAUGUGAGAUUAUCUCAUUGCAAUUUAAAAAAAAACGAUUGUCUUUCUUUUGAGCAAGAUUAGAAGAAAAAUCUUUUUUCAAGAAUCAGAAAUAAAUUAAAGAUGGUCCUUCGAUGUGCCAACCAUGACCUGCGAGAAAUGUUCAAGCGACAUUGUCAGGAAACCGACAGCUCUUGCACUGUAAGUUUCUUUGUUGUUUGGCUCGCCUCAGAAUUUACGAAAUCAUUUGAUCCUUUUUCCAGUUUUACUGUCCUUGCGAUGUUCCUGAAUAUUAUGGCAAGUUUUUUCGAUUCUACCCGGAUUAUGACGAUGAUGACGACGCAAGGUGAGAACAAUGAUUCUUGGGUAAAGUACUUGAAGAAAGUUUCUUUUUUUCAGCAGCCCGGAAAAGAAUCCUGAACCUGAUUGGAGCUCAAUCUCUUGCACAUGCGUGGAGAGAUCAGCUGAAAGGAUUCUUGGCAUUCCUGUGCGAGCUCCCCUGUGUAGGUGCCCAUGCGAACGCUGUAAAAAGUGAGUUGUUUUUUAUAUUCCUUGUUUUAUAGCUUACUGUACCUGAUAAAAAACACUUGAACGGAGCAAAAAAUUUCUUUUCCAGUUCCAAGGACGGUUAUAAACCUGGAUCGGGUUUGGAGGGUCCUGAAGAAGCUUCUGAUUCUCCACCCAGGUGAAAAAUGUAUCAUUGAUAAACUCAAAGUGAACAAACUUUGAUUUCAAAUGAGCUUUUUUUGUUAUCAAACAAGUCAAGUUCAAAAAAAUUCCCAACUUUCAGCUCUUCGCCGCCGGAAUCUCUUCUCACAUGCUCCUGUCGCAUAAACUGGGCCAUGAAAAUCCUUGGCGUUAGCCCGACAGUCGAGAAGUGUCCAUGUCCUUGUACUCGUUGUAGAACUCCUCAUGAGUGAGUUUUUAAUUAUUUGUGAUUUUUUUCCGCUGCUUUCAGAUUUGAAAAGUUACAGUUUUUCAUAAUGAUGAAAAUUUGAAGGAAAAUUCAGUUUUGCUCAUUUUCAAAAUAACUGAGCUUUUCGAAAUCAACUCUUUAAAAUGAAGAAGAAUGGGCUCUAAAAGUUUCAUUGCAGUCAUCUACUGAGUAACCCGAGUCCGCCGGAUCCAACCGUCUGCCCUUGCAUCAAUUGCGCUGAUAUUCGUUUUUACAAUGAGACUUUCCCGACUCCGCAAGCUUCAAAUUGGUAUGUUUUUUUGUAGGUUCUUCAAAAUGAGAGCCUUUCGAAAACUGGCAAAAAUUUUCGCGUCAAAAUUUUGUCAGAAACUUUGCGGAGCAGACUUUUGACUUUUAUGGAUACUUGUUAGGUUGCCAAAGGCUCAAAAAAAUUCACUGAUCCGAGAAAAACCAUAUUGAUAAUCUAAAAAAUAUUUUUCAGUGACGACUAG
Messenger RNA from Caenorhabditis auriculariae, 1726 nucleotides. The record is from the annotation of a GenBank genome assembly. NCBI's taxonomy places the organism in Eukaryota, Metazoa, Nematoda, Chromadorea, Rhabditida, Rhabditidae.